This is a messenger RNA of Haliotis rufescens (red abalone), 1992 nucleotides long. Its product is annotated as sodium- and chloride-dependent glycine transporter 1-like. Gene Ontology annotation, biological process: sodium ion transmembrane transport. The coding region runs from base 377 to 1864 and encodes 495 amino acids. The transcript is spliced from 13 exons. Lineage: Eukaryota; Metazoa; Mollusca; Gastropoda; Lepetellida; Haliotidae. Gene Ontology annotation, molecular function: L-amino acid transmembrane transporter activity. Gene Ontology annotation, cellular component: membrane. The record is from RefSeq and is a predicted model, not a curated record.
UUGGUGGAGAUGAAGAAGGAUGACACUUCCGGUGACGACGCCAGACCAAAACGAGACCACUGGUCAUCUCAGUUGGACUACAUCAUGUCUAUGACAGGCUACUGUGUGGGGUUUGGUAAUCUGUGGAGAUUCCCUUACCUCUGCAACAGAAAUGGGGGAGGUGCUUUCUUGAUUCCUUUCAUGAUAUUCAUCGUUAUCGCCGCCUUACCUCUGUUUUACCUGGAGGCGUCUCUGGCUCAGUUCUCAGGUAAAGGAGCUGUACAGACGUGGAAUUUCUGCCCUCUCCUCAAAGGUAUCGGUGUCGGAACGAUCAUCCAGGUUGCAAUCUGUCAACCCUAUUAUCAAAUCCUUCUGGCCUGGCCUAUCUACUACAUGCAUGGUGAACUCCUGCUCCAGUGUUCUGCCCUGGACAACCUGUGGUAACUGGUGGAACACAGAGCUAUGUGUUGAGGACAUCUCAACUCUGAAAACGCAUUCAAUGAACUCUUCAAACGUCAUGAACAUCACGGACGUAGAAGGCACCAAUGGUACUGGUCCCAGCAUUGCUGAACUGUGGAGGAACAAGACGUUAUCUCACACAGCAGUGGAGGAGUUCUACCAGUACAACGUUCUGAAUAUAUCAAGUGGAAUACACGAAAUCGGCUCUGUUCAGUGGCAUAUAGUGGGAUGUUUAUUUGCGUCGUAUGUCUGUAUCUUUCUGUGUCUGUUUCGUGGAAUCAAAGCUAGUGGGAAGAUCGUGUAUGUGACGGCAUUGCUUCCCUACAUACUCCUGACGUCGAUCUUCAUUAGAACCGCCACGCUGCCUGGCGCUUUUGACGGGAUUCUGUACUAUCUUAAACCUGAUUUUAGCAAACUCCUCGAUGGACAGGUGUGGUCGGAAGCUUGUAUCCAGGUGUUUUACAGUCUUGGUCCAGGCUGGGGUGUAAUCAUGACAGCAUCCAGCUACAACAAGUUCCACGCACCUACUUUAAGAGAUACUAUUAUCCUAUGCACUGUAUCUGAAGGCACAAGCAUAUUCGCUGGAUUUGUCACGUUUGCCAUCCUGGGUGUUAUGGCUGAAAGAGUCGGCGUCUCAAUAUCUGAAGUUGUGUCAUCAGGACCAGGAUUAGGAUUCGUUGCCUACCCAGAAGCUCUCUCACAGCUCCCGCUUCCACAGAUGUGGUCGUUUCUAUUUUUCCUGAUGUUACUUGCUGUAGGAUUAGACUCCCAGUUCAUGUUUGUUGAAAUGCUGUCCACGACGGUGAUAGAUCAGUUUCCCCUGAUACUCAGACAUAGACGAGGUCUGGUCACAGCAGCAAUAUGCGUCCUUGCCUUUUGUCCUGGCAUCAUCAUAUGUACACAGGGUGGUCCGUACAUCAUGCAACUCCUGGACUGGUACCUGGUGGCUCUCUCGGUGUUCCUCUUCUGUACCCUUGAGUGUGUGGCUGUUGUCUGGUUCUACGGUAUCAAGCAGCUGAGUGAGGAUGUUGACAUGAUGUGUGGACGUCCUCUGCCUGUGCUGAUCAAAGUCCUGUGGGGCAUCAUCACUCCGGCAAUACUUGUGGUUGUGUUCAUCACGACGAUAUCCCAGUACGAUUCUCCCACCUACGGGAAGUACACCUACCCUGAAGAGGCUACCGCGAUUGGGUGGAUGAUUGCCCUCAUUCCUGUUGUUCCAGUGGCCAUUUUCAUAAUAAAGGCUUUGAGGAAACAGCAGGGGUCGUUAAGACAGAGACUGACGUUUUCCCUUCGACCAAACUCUCAGUGGCGUCCAGCGGAAGAUUCGCUUACAGCAAGACACAGAGAGGGCAUUCUUCACAACAGAAGAACCUUCUUAGAAAACCUCAGAUACAUUUUCAAAACUCAAACACACUCUGAGCCAUGAAUAACGACUUUCAUAAAGUAUCCAGUUAAAAUAAUCAAGUCACUUGAAGUCCGUGAAAUCUGUGAAAUCAUUUUAUUGAAAGUAAACUACAAUGAACCCCUGUUGUUAAAUCAUAACUGUUGAUAUUA